Messenger RNA from Adelges cooleyi (spruce gall adelgid), 3690 nucleotides. RefSeq names its product beta-1,4-glucuronyltransferase 1. The transcript has 9 exons. Bases 362 to 2002 code for a protein of 546 amino acids. Lineage: Eukaryota; Metazoa; Arthropoda; Insecta; Hemiptera; Adelgidae. The record is from RefSeq and is a predicted model, not a curated record.
GCCGCCGUUGCCAGUUGCCACCGUCAGUCGCCGACACACCGUCACAACGCGAGUCCACGGGUAGUGCGCCAACGGACCGAAAACCGGUGUGCCAGUUCUUUACCAUCCGGCCAGUGUCGAACGCGGGUUUAAAUUAAAAAAAAAAAAUACAUACAAAUAAAGAAUAAACAUUUUUCGAAUUUUUUUUUUUCUUUCUGUUUCUAAUUCGUUUUUAAUAUAGAUUAACGUACCGAAAAAUGUGCGCCGAUUAAACGCUCAGCGGCAAGUCAGCGAUCUGACGACGGUGGACAAGAUAUCUAAGUUAAUGAUCAAUGAAGUUCGGUAAUGGUGUACAAGACGUGGUUAGAGAGCAGUUUAGACUAUGCUGACAAGACGCAACUGGCUACUACGACUGAGCGUCGUGUUGAACGUAGCCGUAAUUUUCUAUUUCGGUUCCAUUCUAACCGUCAGAAAUGGCAAUCCGGAAAUUGUGGAGGAGAUGCAGUUAUCCGGAAGGAACUUGGCCUCCUUGGACUUAUCCCAAGCGGCCGACAAAGAGGCGUUCUACUAUCAGAGCGCGUCUGGCGGCUCCGCUAACUACCCCGAGCUAGCUCUAUUGGCUAGCAUACAGCCUAUCGCCGGGCAACAGCAGGGUUCGUCCGUCCAAACGCCUGUCCAAGGGACAACGUUACGAGAGGAAGGCCAUGUGAUGAAAAUCAAACCAAAAACGCAGGUCGUGGCUGAUUCGUCUGACGUUGCUGCCGACACGUCCGUGGGUUCGGCGGCCGCCGAGUCUUGGACGCCUGAAAAGAAAGACGCGGGUCCUACGCAACAGCAGACGUCCACUACGACCACGGCGUCCAGCACGUCGGCCGUGGCCGCUGCGGUAGCCGUAACGCCACUACGGCCACUUCGCGACCUGCUGGGAUGUAGCGACAAGUCGAAUCGCCGGAGGAUAGCCCAACGGGGCGACUACUGGGUACUGUACAACUACGUGCCGGCCAGGCGGUGGUUCAAGUGCGACGAGUCCAUCACGUACACCACGCACGCCGACUAUACGUUCCUGGAUAACUUGGAACCGCUUUUGGACAGGUGGCGAGGUCCGAUAUCGAUAGCGCUGUACACGCCGGGCGCGGACUUUAUGCCCACCCUAUCGGCCAUCCGUUACUUGCGGCAGUGCCGAUCGCCACUGGUGGCCGAACUCGUCACGUUCCACCUGUACUUCGCGUCGGGUCACGUGCCCAAGUCGGUGCCGCACGCCGACCGCGACAUCGACGCCACCGUCAACUGUUCGGUACCGCCGCCGUGGUCCAACAUCACGGCCGGUUCGCUGUACAAAGGACAGAGAAAACUCUUGUACCCGGUUAACGUGGGCCGAAACGUCGCCCGAGAAUCGGCCACCACGCACUACGUGCUGCCGUCCGACAUCGAGCUGUACCCGAGUCCGGGCGUCAUCGAAGGUUUCAUGGAGAUGGUCCGCCGACAAGACCCGCCCCUUCGGCGUCCCAAACCUAUGGUGUUCCCGUUACCAAUAUUCGAGCUGGCGUCUAACAUGAAACUGCCGGCUGAUAAAAAAGAACUGGUGUCCAUGCUGAAAAACGGUUCGGCCAUCACAUUCCACAAGAAAGUGUGCCCGGACUGUCAUACGGUGCCCAAGUUUAAGGAAUGGGCCAGCGCCAAACCCAAGUCGGGCAUCAGCGUGUUCCACACGGGCAAACGGACCGGCUAUCACUUGCACUGGGAACCGAUAUUCAUUGGCACCCACAACGAUCCGUUGUACGACGAGAGACUGAGCUGGGAAGGGAAAAUGGAUAAAAUGACUCAAGGCUACACGUUGUGCGUGAUGGACUACGAGUUCCACAUUUUGGACAACGCGUUCCUGGUGCACAAACCGGGAAUCAAAACUCUGAAGAAGGAUCCGGCCCGGCAGGUAUUGGCCGGAAAGACGUAUAGUCUGAUCAAGAAAGUAAUUCUGCCCGAGCUCAAAGUCUUGUACGGCGUGCGCAAAGGUUGCGCCGUUUAAGACUCGUUCUGUCGCUUUUUAGGGACAAGAUAGACCCAUUGACUGAUAGGUUAUAUGAGUGUAUUUUUAUGCAUAUGUAUACACGUACAUAUACAAUAAUCACGUUUUUUCUUUCUUCACGUCCAGAUUUUGGCCAAAAAAAUAUUAUAUAUUAUGUCAAGCAAUCCAUGCCCGACGUGACGUCAUUCCCGAUGUCACAAACAACAAUCACCGUCACCAAACAACGUCAGUUUUUAACAUAAUAUGUUUAUGUUAUGUUAACAUUUGUGUUUUGUAAUUUUGUUGCCCAUACUUAAUUUGCACCAUGAUAAUUUUAUAGUAUAUUGUCUUUAGGCUGACGGUAAUAGUGUUGAAAAUUCCAAAUGUUGUAUUUUAUUAAUUUUUUUGUUAAUGUCUAUUUUUGGAUGCCAAUUUAUAUUUUAUAUUCUACUUUACGUUAACUUCUAAAAUCAAAUAAUUUAUAUUAUAUGUAUCCUGAACCAUUUUUUGCCACACCGAAAUUAAGACUAUGUAUCAAUUGUGUCAAUCGCGUCUACUUAUAUAUUGUAUACCGUAUUAUUUAAUUUCCUCAUCUAUUUAUCCUUGUCCUGCAUUCUUCAAAUGUUCCUUAAAUGUUUAUUCCGGUAUUCUUUUCUAUUACUUGUCUUCUACGUUCUUCUUUUCUUGUAUCUUCUUUCGGUGGUUGGGGUAAUUUUCAAAGGGACAAAAUAGAUCGCCUCUACAUACAAACGUUAUUCUUUUGUUAAACUUUCUAUUGAUUGACUAUCUAUCGAACGUUAUUGUGUCUGUUUAUACUCCAUUAAUGUUGUAUGUAUUAGUAUACGUUGAAAUACUCAUAUCCAAGUCAUAUUUUUGUGUACAACGUUAAUGCUAUUCGAUGCGAUCAAAACAUUUAUUAUUUUAUUAUAGUUUAAUUAAGUCCUCUCCGUGUACACAAUUAUCACAAUUAUUUAGCUAGUUUGUGAUGUAAUAUUUAUGCCAUUAUAUUAUAAUAUGUAUAUUUUAAAUUACGAUUUGCCAACCGAUCGCCGAUCGAUAGUUAUCAUAAUGAUUAACAUUAUACUUAUGUAAGUAGGCAAGCCCGACAUUUGGUGCAAUCCGAUAAAUAAUACUUAUUAUUAUUUAUUACCUUAAAUUAGUGUAUAAAUACGAGAAAAUCGUACGAACAAAUACAACUUGUGUAUAAUAAAUAAUAAUACCGCGCAAAACAAUGAAAAAAAAGAAAAAAAAAAGAGUCAUUAUAUUACUAUUAUUAUUAUUUUCUAGUUAUUUUAUUAUUAUUAUAAUUAUUGUUAAUGCCAGAUCAAAUUUUAAAUUUAAUUAUUAAAUUUAGGAAUUAUGUAGUUACGUAGAUUUUAAAGGAAAAAAACAUGAAAACAAUACAGACAAAAAUGUGUAUUAUAUGAUCUCUCUGUAUCUCAUAUAAUUUGGAUUGUAUUGUAUAUUAUGUUGUAUAGACCUAGUCGACGACUUCAAUAUCAAUAAUUUAAGACAUUUAAUUAAUAUUUUUUAGAUUUCUUCUGAGUUAUAUAUCUGUAAUGUAUAUUGUACAUUAAAAGCCAAUUAUGUAUUCUUUUUUUAUGUCGUAUAUGCAUAAUAUUUUUUUACAAAUACAAUGUACGUCAGUUUAUUACUUCAGUCAAAAAUAUAGCUUGUUGUACAGAAUAAUUGCCAAUAUUGACCAAUAU